Aureobasidium vineae is the source of this 1323-nucleotide messenger RNA. The record is from the annotation of a GenBank genome assembly. NCBI's taxonomy places the organism in Eukaryota, Fungi, Ascomycota, Dothideomycetes, Dothideales, Saccotheciaceae.
AUGGAAUCCCAUAUGAUGUCCCGAAUGUCAGAAACAUGGAACCCUGACGCCGGCUACAAACCGCCCUCAGCUUACCACUCCGAAGCGCUGGUUGCCAUUGCUGCUGCUUUUCUUGCCCUCACACUCACGUUCACCUCGCUUCGGUUCUUUGUCAGAGGUUACAUGAUUCGUGCUUUGGGCUGGGAUGAUUGGUUCAUUCUACUGACACUUGCCUCCUUCGUCUGUCAAGCCGCCUUCCUCGUGCACAUUGCAUGGAUGGAGCAAAACCACAACUUGGAGUGGCCAAUACCUCUGUCUAGUACACUGGAGUAUGUCGUCCUUGAGUUCGCCUUCUAUGUAUUCACCACCAUGGUGCUCAAAAUCUCACUGGCCAUAUUUUUCCUGAGAAUUGUGAGCUCUCUUAUUUCCACACCCUUGGCUAGCCGUGCUGAUAUGAGGAAAUUANNGGUGUUGGAGAAGUGGCAGCGUCGAACGAUCCUCAUCAGCACUGCUGUAUUCUCAAUCUACACAUUCGGGUUGUUCUUUAUCGCCAUAUUCCAGUGUGGUUCUCCGGAUAAAUACCUCCUUCACGAAGUGCAAGGCAAAUGCACUUCCUGGGAUAUUCUUGGUCCCAUGAACUAUAUCCACGGAGUCAUGAACGCCUUGACCGACUGGAUCUUUGUGUCUCUCCCAAUUCUGGUUGUCCGCAAAGCCAACAUGAGUGGCAGAGACAAGUCGUCAGUAAUUUUUGUCCUUGUCAUUGGUGUCUUCGGCAGCGUGGCAUCAGUCGUCCGCCUCUUCUAUAUCAAGACGCUCCAUUCUGGUGACCAGGACGCCACGACCUUCUUCUCGGACGCGUCAAGCAUAGCUAUCCUGAGCACGAUCGAACCUGGCAUGGGCAUCACAGCAGCAUGUAUGGCAACUUUGAGGCCCCUGUUCAAGACUGUCCUAGACCGCACUCGCAGUCAUCUCUCGAGCACCUCUGAUAAGAACAAGCUGUCGACCGCGGAGCGUGGUACUAACUCUCACAGUGGGGUCACCUCACCACAGCAGUCUCCUGUACGCGGAGAAUUUGCGCAGUAUGGAUUUGCUUCGGAAAGCAAAUCUCGGGCAAACAGCGACAGUGAGCCACAAUUGGAGAUGUUCGAUCUCUCUACAAAAACGCCGACAACUGGCUUGGACGAAGUCGUGGUUCAGUUUGACACUGUACAAUCCGAGAGACGCGAAUCACAGAGCGAACUCCUGGCCGAGCUACAACAAGCGAGACAAGCUUACAGUGCACGCGUUUGGAGCGGAAGCGAUGACAAGCUGGCACAGCCCAACCUUCUGCUUCCUGAUAUUUGA